Colletotrichum higginsianum IMI 349063 is the source of this 3441-nucleotide messenger RNA. Its product is annotated as Ribosome biogenesis protein Urb1. Gene Ontology annotation, cellular component: nucleolus. The transcript has 2 exons. The record is from RefSeq and is a predicted model, not a curated record. Gene Ontology annotation, biological process: maturation of LSU-rRNA from tricistronic rRNA transcript (SSU-rRNA, 5.8S rRNA, LSU-rRNA); maturation of 5.8S rRNA from tricistronic rRNA transcript (SSU-rRNA, 5.8S rRNA, LSU-rRNA). Lineage: Eukaryota; Fungi; Ascomycota; Sordariomycetes; Glomerellales; Glomerellaceae. The coding region runs from base 1 to 3441 and encodes 1146 amino acids.
AUGCCCAAACGCCCUUCGCGUGGACUCGAAGGCGCAGAUGCCUCGCGCAAGAGGCAGAAGGUCGUGCACGAAGUUCCCACUUUCGAAGAAGUCAACCAUUCGCGACACCUUCAACAGCUCUUGACCUUUGACCAGGAUCAGAAGCGAUCGCGACAUGGUAUCCAAUCCCUCAAAGUCUUUCUCGACGGCUUCAACUCGGGCGAUGCCGACAGCAAUAAGGACCGGUUCACCACCCUCCGGGAGUACCUCGACGCCGCCCGGCCACGCGACACGAGCGGCGAUGCCGUCCAUCUCGGCGACAUUAUGGAGACGUGGUCGUACAGCGCGCAGAUCAACAACGAGGCCAUGAUGUCGGCCGUCCCCGCUGUGCUGGCCCUGCUGCUGCAGGUCGCCUCGCAGUCUCUCGAGCUGCUGCCGCAUGCGCUCGACGUCGCCCGAACGCUGCUGCAGGAACGCCAGCUCAAGCUCAUUGCACGGUGUCUGUCGGCGCCCAAGGGCAGCGGUUAUAUCAUCUCGCCGACCCUGCGACUGGUGCGCGAGAUCGUGACGCUCGAUGGCGGCGUCCUGGCGAAGAGGGUGUUCCGCGCGCGGGACCACACGUUUGCAAGCUUUGCGAGAAACCUGGAGAUCCGGCACUUCGGGGGGGCCGAUGGCGAGAGGGGGGGCAUCGAGGAUCCGUCGAAGCCGUCGGUGCGGACGAACGCCAUCAAGCUGUUCCUGACCUGUCUCAAACUCCUGCCGGUCGAGGCGAAGAAGGAGAUGUUAAUGCUCAAAGAGGUGUUUUCUCACCUGACCUUCUUGUUGAAGGAUGACCCGCCGUUCCUGAUCCUCGAGAUGUUGGCCGCGCUGAAGAAGCAUGUGCUCCUGGACGACAAGCUGCCACGCGAGGUCAAGUUUCGUGCGUUCAAUACGAAGACUCUGGACCGGUUGGCUGGGCUGUAUGCAUACAGACACGACGUUGAUGGGGAUGACACGCCCUCAGUCAGAGAUGUUGCCCACGAAUUUCUGCUUUACACCUGCACAACCCCCGGCGCCGGUGUGCUCUAUUCGGGAACCGGACUCUACCCGAAGGAGCUCGAGGACGAGGCGGCGCAGGAUGUCAAAAGCCUGGAUGACUACGGCCUGGAGCGCGUUGCGUGGAUGGACAAGUACAAGGACGAUGUCGCCGUCGCCAACUUUGUGCUCUCCGAGUUCAUCCAGAAGCUACGCCCGUGGUCGAGUCUGAAGCACAGCGAGCUUAUUGUCGCCAUCUUUCAGGCGGCGCCAGAACUGGUUGCUAGCUACUUUUUGAGCAACAAGUCCUUCACGUUUGAGCCCAAACUGUCCAUGACGUGGAUCGGAUACGCCGCCUUCCUGUUCAACACCGUCAAUUUGCCGCUGCCGCCGCAUUAUGGGGCUACGGCGGGAUACCGUCGCGUCCCUCCGCCGACUUCGAUCCUCCUUGAUAACAUCCUGCCGCUCCCGCUGAAGCAGCGGGAUCUCGUCCGUUGUCUCUCUAGCAAAUCAACCCUCGUCUCCUUCUUCGCCAUCCGCAUCCUCGUCCUUGCCCUUCAGAAACUCGACGUCGCUCUCAAGAUGCACCGCGAAGCGGCGGAGUCGUCCAAGUCAACCUGGGAGAUGGCGGCGCGGAAGCUCGUCGAUGAGUUCUGCCAGAAGAUCCCCGACAUGAAGGAGGUGACCAAGUGCUACAAGGCCAUGGCGGAGGAGAACGUCCUGCAGCGGGAGGCCGCCAGCAGGUUGCUGCUGCUGUACUACGAGGUCAUUCCGCAGGUCGCUCUGCGCGCCAACUUCGACGUCUCGCCGUUCCUGGUCAACUCGCUCACCCGCCUCGACAGCAGGGCCGAGGAGCCACAGAGCCAGGCCCUGGCCUUGAUGGAGCUGGAAAACCUGAUCGCCAUCGCGGGCUUCUCGCCGGGCAUGAGGUGGUUCGCCAAGACGGAGGGGCUCGCGGCGUCGCCGUUUGUCGCGCUGCUCAAAUUCUAUGUAGAGAACGCCCAGGGGCGGUCGAAGCUCAAAGAGGUUCUCGAGUCCGUGGCUGUGCAGCACCAGCUCGUGCUGCAGCAGACCGGUCUCGCCCCGCUACUCCGCGCGGCUCGGGAGCUAAAAAUGGACGACAAGACGCGGAACCCGGACCUCAUCUGGGAGUAUCUCGACAACUGCGCCGGAAGAUGCGCCGCCUCGCCUCUCAAGUACGUCGACUUGAUACAGGAGAGCGUCACCGGUGGCCAGGAAAAUAUUUCAGCUAGCUUGAUACUGGCCACAAUGGCCGAACAGCUUUCAUUUGUCGCCGACAAGGCAACGAAUAAGAAGGACCUGGAGCUUUUGUCCAAAUUCUUGACGGUGUUGUUGAGUUGCGCCCAGACGAAAGGGGAGAUCCCGGCCUUGAUCAGCGCAUUUGCCCAGAAGAUGACAGGAGUCCUGGCAGGUCACGCCUCGGCGGUUGUGCCAGAGGCUGACAAGUCGUUGCUCGAGGGCGAUUCGGAAGAGAAGGCAGUAUCGGAAGACAAGGGCGUCGAGUCCCAACGACAGAAGCCGGACACUGUGAGUGGCGAGUUUGACGACUCUUCGCUGAAAGCCAUUCUCGACGUGCCAUUUGGCCCUGACGAAGACAAUUCGGCGCUCCUUAAGUGGAACUCCAAGAGCAUCGAGGACCUUGUCGACGAGGGUUACGCCGCGGCGCUCAUCCGUCUCUUGUGGUCGGAGCAUGGCAGCAUCCGUCAAGAGGCCCUCACCAACAUCAUGAAGAUGGCGGCCAAGUUCAAGGAGUCGACGUACGAAGAGAAGGACCAGAUCUGGCUCCUCCUCUCGGAACUGGCCGAGUCAUCCCGCGUCCUUGUGACGCGCGGCCCUGUCGCCUCGCCGCUGGUCUCCUUCGCUAUCAGCGCGCUCGAGGUGCUCAAGAACCCUCUGCACUGCCUCUACCCCAAGGUCAACAGUUUCCUCACGCGCGGGCCCGUGUGGCAGCACGACAAGGUGCCCCUGGCGCACGACAUCCUCCACGGCGCGCCAUCGGACGACGACAGGUACUACACCGAGGUGAGCUGGCUGCUGGCGUACCUAUUGGACGGCCUGCGGACGCCUGCGGAUCUGGCCGUGUACCACCAGAAGAAGUGGUUCGAGAAAGUAUUUGCGCUCGCGGGGAACCCGUACAUGCGGGCGAACCUGAGGACGAGGAUCAUGAGGGUGCUGUGGCGGGCGACAUGCAUCGAGGGCGGGAGCACGACGCUGGCGACGAGGUUCGGGAUUGUGAGCUGGCUGGAGGCGCAGGAGGCGAGGUGCGAUGGCGCACCGGUCGAGGACAAGGCCGAGAGGGUCGCGGCGGACGGUCGGGAGACGAGGCGGUUGUACCGCGCCCUCAGGAGGAGGGUGUGGGAGACUUGCGACCAGGAGAGGGUCGGUGAAUGGAGUCGGAAGGGAAUCCCCUCGGCUUUGGAGGCUUAA